GAUUGCUUCUGUAUGAGCUGUUCACUUGAUUCAUCAAACACAUCUUCUUGUUAGUUCUUAUCUCACGAUCAUAUACAUCCCAGCAUGCACUACAAAAGCCCUAUAUAUUUAAUUAUAGCCUUCAACCCAAAACAAAUUAAAGAUACCAAAACACACAUUUCGAGCGUCAUAUCUCUCUUAUAUACUAUCAUUUUGUUUUCAUAUCUCUUCUAAAUAAAAAUGUCUGGAAAUCAUGCUUCAUCAACCAGGGUUUUGAUAGCCGAGUUUGUUGUCGUCCUCCUCCUCCUAUUUUCUCCUCAUUUCAUACCAAUAUUAUUAGUCAUGUGCAGGCCGAUCCCGGCUACAAACGAUGAUGGAAAUCUUAGUACUAAUACUACUAUUGGAUUUCGUCCCAAUAAGAAUCGCCAAGUCGGUCAUGGCGGUCAAGAAGGCUCGCAGCAAUCGGGCGAUCAUGGUACUAAUAAUAAUGGCUUGGAGAAUUGCUUGCCUAAAGGGUUUCGGCCCAAGUCUGCUCCCAGUCGAUACAUUAACUUUGUGCCUUUCACUUCCACUUUGUGUUCCACUGGUCCCAAGGAGAAGAAGAAUGAACCAUGAUCGAUGAAGAAGUAGUACGUACUAUGCUUCAAAAUGUGAUGCUUUAUGGUAUAUUUUAGUGCCUUUUAUAUUGCAUCAGUAUGUAUAUAGGUAUUCCCUCUGAUGUGGGGUGAAAUACUCAUGUAAUUACUAGUUACCACCUAUAUAUAUAUAUAUAUAUAUAUAUAUAUAUCCCUUUAGCAUACAUCUACUUUUUGUUUUCUCUAUUCUUUUCUUCUCUGGGAAAAGAAAAUUUCCAUAUAUUCUUUAGAUAUUUAUCAUGCUAUGUCUCAAAGAUAAUAUAAUGUACUUUAAACCGUUACAGAAAUAAUUUCUUUAUGUAAUUACAAGGGUAAAGUAUAA
Oldenlandia corymbosa var. corymbosa is the source of this 936-nucleotide messenger RNA. The record is from the annotation of a GenBank genome assembly. Lineage: Eukaryota; Viridiplantae; Streptophyta; Magnoliopsida; Gentianales; Rubiaceae.